Molecule: messenger RNA, 447 nt
Organism: Cylicostephanus goldi
Lineage: Eukaryota; Metazoa; Nematoda; Chromadorea; Rhabditida; Strongylidae
Source: the annotation of a GenBank genome assembly
UAUGACAGUGCUUUAGAUUGCCGAAAACUAGCUAAGUUACUGGACAACAAGAAAUCUGUCCCUGAAUUGGAAUCCUUCAUGACACUUUAUUGUAAAAAGAGGAAUGUGGAUUAUAAAAAAGACAGCGGAUGGAUUACUGUUUUGGAGAAAAUUCUCAAAUUCGAUUUGCCUCAGGAGCAUGUAUUCAAUGUGUUCUUUGCAUUUACUACCAAAUACAUUCCAAAGGAGACAAAAGAGAGUGCCCAGAUCUAUGAUUUAUUCCGUCUUUUGCUGCAAUACCAUGACCCCCAAAUAAGUUCUCACUUGGAUUCACUCAAACUUCCUCCGCAUACUUACGCAAAUCCUUGGUUUUCUACUGUUCUUGCUGCAUGUGUUGAUGAUGAAGUUUGUAAGACAUUAUGGGAGCUGUAUAUAGAAAAGGUGAGGUUAUCAAAUUGUGUGUUCUGA